Molecule: messenger RNA, 396 nt
Organism: Aphanomyces astaci
Lineage: Eukaryota; Oomycota; Saprolegniomycetes; Saprolegniales; Verrucalvaceae
Exons: 2
Coding region: 1-396 (131 amino acids)
Source: RefSeq, a predicted model, not a curated record
AUGUUGCGGUGCCGAGCGGCACAGCUGGAGCCAGAACCAAGUAUCGAUAGUCGGGUUCGCGCUGUCGAAGCCAUGGCCUCUCGUCACGAAGGCCUGCUACAACGUAUCGUUGCUUCCUUGUAUGCCUCGAGCCAAGAAAAUGCCGUUGUUUUUGAACGCAACGGCGAUAUCGACGGCGAUAUCAACGGUGAAAACAACGGCGAAGCCAACGGGGAAAAUAGCGAUGAAAGAAGUGAUGGCAACGACGGUGAAUUGGGCGAUGAAAACGUGGGUUUUGAAAGUGGCCGCGGCAAUGUGGCGAAUCGAAACGUCAAACGAAAAGCGAAAGACAUGUCCGAUGCGACAAUGGUUUUCAGUGCCGAUCGUCCCCGACGUUCACGAGGAAAGUACAACUAG